CUUGUAUGAGCAUUUUUCACUCUUGAAAAGAAAUGAGAUCGUGUUUCAUUUCAGGAAGAUCUAUGCUUCAGAACUACUUUAAAAUCAACUUGCCAACUCCCCAAUCAAAGGGAAAUUCUUGUACUCUGUUAUAACAUCAUCAAGGAGGUAUUUGGAGCAGAGACAAACCCUCUCAGUUACAUAAAAUAAAGAAUGGCAUAUUGUUGGAAAACAGAUUUAAAUCCCAGUGAAUCAUAUGAAGAACAGCAUGAGCACCAAGAAUUGUCCUCGGCAAAUCAACCCCUUUGUGCUAGCCAAGUCAGCCUGGGUUUUGAUCAGCUAGUAGAUGAGAUCAGUAAUAAAAUCCCGCUCUAUCAGAGUGAAAUUGAAGAAAACACAAUUUUUGUGCCCAGUGCACCAAAGUGGAACUCAAAAAAACAUUCAUUAGAUGAAACACAGCAAAUAUCCUUGAAUGAAUUCACAUCUAAAAGCUCAGAACUCUCCUGUCACCAGGUCAGGCAAACACCAGUAAUUGGUUUUAGGCAUUCUGUGCUACCAAACCCUCAGAACAUGAAUAAAGAAAGCUCUUGGGGAAACCCCAUAGGAAAAUGCCAUGGUCCCAAUGAUUACAGAUUCAAUACUUUAGCUCCAUCAUCCACUAGUUUGGAUAAAAUUAAUUCACAAAUAGAAUUACAAAAUGAAAAUCAUAACUAUCCUAUAGGGUUUGAAAGUAGCAUUCCUUCUACAUAUCCAUCCUGCUCAACUGACUUCAUGCCAAGAGAAAAGAAUAAAACGAGUGGAACUAUGAACAUUGUGGAACCUUCUCCAAUGCUUUUUGAAUGUUCUUUUCUACCAAAGAUAUGGGAAAGUACAUGGCCAAAGAAAAUAGAGCUGAUAGGUUGUUCCAUUCAGCUAGUUGAAGUACCUCAAGGCAGUAAUAUGAGUCUGGCCUCCUUUUGUGACAAAGUGAAAAGAAUCAGAGAAACAUAUCAUGCCGCUGAUAUUAAUUCCAACUCGGGGAAGAUCUGGAGCACUACUACCACAUUUCCAUAUCAACUCUUUUCUGAUACAAAGUUUAGUAUAAAUAUUCGUAUUGAAAACUCAACACAACUACUUCAUUUUAUGCCACAUGCUAAUUAUCUUGUCAAAGACCUGAUUGCUGAAAUUCUACAUUUUUGUACAAAUGACCAGUUAACUCCAAAAGAUUAUCUUCUAAGUAUAUGUGGCUUUGAAGAAUUUUUACAGAAUGAUUACUGUUUGGGGAGCCACAGAAUAUUUCAGAAAGAUAAAUCUGUUAUUCAGCUUAAUCUGCAGAAAAAUAAGGAAGGUCCAGGAAAGUUAUCUCGAAAGCAUGAAGAUGACCACAGUCAGUUUUAUCUGAACCAACUUUUGGAAUUUAUGCAUAUCUGGAAAAUAUCCAGACAGUGCCUCUCAACAGUAAUAAAAAAAUAUGACUCCCACCUGAAAUACCUUUUGAAAAUACAGCAAAAUGUGAAUAAUAUUAUUGAAGAAGUGAAAAAUAUAUGCAGUGUUCUGGGAUGUGUGGAGACCAAACAAAUUACAGAUGCUGUAAAUGAACUAAAUCUAAUUCUUCAGGGAAAAGCAGAGAUGACCCAAUUUCUAUCAUUCUCCACCCCACCAGGCUUAAUAGAGAAAGUGACAACGGAACUAUCCACAUCCAUCUACCAGCUAAUUGAUGUCUACUGCAGCAGCUUUUAUGCAGAUUUCCAGCCUCUAAAUGCAUCAGAUAGUGUUCCCUUUGUAAAUCCUGGGCUCCAUUCCCACCUUAGCUUCACAGUGUAUGCAGCUCACAACAUUCCAGCUACCUGGGUGCACAGGAUCAAUUUUCCUCUUGAACUAAAGUCACUUCCAAGGGAAUCCAUGCUCACUAUAAAACUGUUUGGGAUUAUCUGUGCAACCAACAAUGCAGAAUUACUGGCCUGGACUUGUCUUCCCUUGUUUCCAAAAGACAAAUCCAUUCUUGGGUCUAUGCUAUUCAGCAUGACAUUACAGAGUGAGCCUCCCAUAGAAAUGAUCGCUCCGGGAGUGUGGGAUAUAAGUCAGCCAUCCCCAGUGACCCUGCAGAUUGACUUUCCAGCUACUGAGUGGGAGUAUAUGAAACUUGAUUCUGAAGAGAACAGAACGAAUCUUGAAGAAGCACCGAAAGAGUGUUUAAAACAUAUUGCCAGGCUUUCACAAAAACAGUCUCCCUUACUACUCUCUGAGGAAAAGAGAAGAUACUUAUGGUUUUAUCGUUUCUACUGCAAUAAUGAAAACUGCUCCCUUCCUUUGAUCCUGGGUAGUGCCCCUGGAUGGGAUGAAAAAACUAUUUCAGAAAUGCAUACCAUUUUGAGAGGAUGGAAAUUUUCUCACCCUUUGGAGGCACUUGGACUUUUGACUUCCAGUUUUCCAGAUCAAGAAAUUCGUAAAGUGGCAGUUCAACAAUUAGACAACCUCUUAAAUGAUGAACUACUGGACUAUCUCCCACAGCUAGUUCAGGCUGUCAAGUUUGAAUGGAACCUUGAAAGUCCUCUAGUGCAACUCCUAUUACACCGCUCAUUGCAAAGCAUCCAGAUCGCCCAUCGUCUCUACUGUGGUUGUUUUGCCAAUGCUUUUGACAAUGACAAGAAACAAAGGAGAAAAGUAACCAUCACACUUGAAGUGGCAAGCAAUUGCAAUUCCUUGUCCAUCGUCUCUGAUUUUCCAUCAAGGACCACUAUGGGUUCACUGUCAAAGCUGGCUGACUCAGUGUGGGACGUGCUGAAGAAAGAGCUUAGAAGACUAGAAGAAUUCUUUCAGUGUAUAAAUACCUGUCACCUUCCACUGAACCCUGCCCUCUAUAUAAAGGGGAUUGAUUAUGAUGCAUGUUCAUAUUUCACAUCUAAUGCUUUGCCAUUGAAGAUUACUUUCAUCAAUGCUAAUCCAAUGGGCAAAAACAUCAGCAUAAUUUUUAAAGCCGGAGAUGAUCUUCGUCAGGAUAUGCUUGUUCUGCAGAUUAUUCAAGUGAUGGACAAUAUUUGGCUGCAGGAGGGCCUGGAUAUGCAAAUGAUCAUUUAUAGAUGUCUAUCCACAGGAAAAGGCCAAGGAUUGGUGCAGAUGGUGCCUGAGGCUGUAACCCUAGCAAAGAUCCACCGCCAUUCUGGACUGAUAGGGCCGCUGAAAGAAAAUACAAUCAAAAAGUGGUUCAGUCAGCACAACCACUUAAAGGCGGAUUAUGAAAAGGCCUUGAAGAACUUUUUCUAUUCCUGUGCUGGCUGGUGUGUGGUAACGUUCAUCCUGGGAGUCUGUGACCGGCACAACGACAAUAUCAUGCUGACCAAGUCAGGCCACAUGUUUCAUAUUGACUUUGGAAAAUUCUUAGGUCAUGCACAAACAUUUGGAGGGAUUAAAAGACCACAGUUUUCACAAGAUUCAUCAGAGCCCACGCUGGCUGCAGUUCCACAAAGGCAGAUCCUACACCUUUUCUCAGGCACCUGUUUUCCUGAACAUCCCAAGCCUUACGUGGAGGACAGGAGUCCCUUCCCAGAACUAUUACCCCUGCACCACUCACUACCAGGUGUCCCUGGGAUGUUUGAUUCAGGAUCUGCUAUAACUGCUGACCUAGGAGACCCCCAUGGGAUAACUUCACGAAGUGAUUGUAUACUUAAUUUCUUCCUCUCUGAGCCUGUGCAACAAACAAUUGAAGAACCAUCACCUUUGGACUUAGGUGAGAAGUUUCAUGACAAGACGCCGAAGGUGCAGUUAGUCAUAUCAUAUGAAGACACGAAGUUGACCAUACUAGUGAAACACAUGAAAAACAUUCAUCUCCCAGAUGGCUCUGCGCCCAGUGCACAUGUUGAAUUUUAUCUUUUACCAUAUCCCAGUGAAGUCCGUAGGAGGAAAACAAAACCUGUUCCAAAAUGUACUGACCCCACUUACAAUGAAAUUGUGGUAUAUGAUGAAGUUACAGAACUCCAAGGACACGUCUUAAUGCUAAUUGUGAAGAGCAAAACCACAUUUGUGGGAGCAAUUAACAUCCAACUUUGUAGUGUCCCACUCAAUGAAGAAAAAUGGUACCCACUGGGAAACAGUAUAAUUUGACCAUUACAAUGAACAUAUGCAUUAUUCAUUAACUACUUGUAUUUUUUUCCACUUCUGGGCCUCUCUAUCACAUGAGCAGGGCAUUUUUGUUGUCAAAGAUAGUGUAAUUUACUAAGGACACAAUGAAAAGGAAACAGAAUCACUCUUUUAUAGUUAUUUAUUCUCUACCUGUGUUUCAC
This is a messenger RNA of Hipposideros armiger (great roundleaf bat), 4238 nucleotides long. RefSeq names its product phosphatidylinositol-4-phosphate 3-kinase catalytic subunit type 2 gamma (gene PIK3C2G). The coding region runs from base 193 to 4059 and encodes 1288 amino acids. The record is from RefSeq and is a predicted model, not a curated record. The transcript is spliced from 29 exons. Lineage: Eukaryota; Metazoa; Chordata; Mammalia; Chiroptera; Hipposideridae. Gene Ontology annotation, cellular component: cytoplasm; plasma membrane; phosphatidylinositol 3-kinase complex. Gene Ontology annotation, biological process: phosphatidylinositol 3-kinase/protein kinase B signal transduction; phosphatidylinositol-3-phosphate biosynthetic process; cell migration. Gene Ontology annotation, molecular function: 1-phosphatidylinositol-3-kinase activity; 1-phosphatidylinositol-4-phosphate 3-kinase activity.